Oryctolagus cuniculus (rabbit) is the source of this 1242-nucleotide messenger RNA. NCBI's taxonomy places the organism in Eukaryota, Metazoa, Chordata, Mammalia, Lagomorpha, Leporidae. The record is from RefSeq and is a predicted model, not a curated record.
ACGGACCAGGACAGCCAAGGGCAGUCCCAGAGGGAGCCUGGGCACCUCAGGGGCUCAAGACAAGGCAUCUCCUUGCCACAGCCUGGACCCUGGGAGAGGGGACACCUGUGACCCCACCUGGAGCCCUGAGGCAGAGGGUGGCACCAGGAUGGACAUCUGCCAAGACCCGGUGCCCCGCCGCCCCGUGAAGACCCUGCAGAAGCAGUGGCUGGAAGAACUGGGCGCCCUGCACUAUGUGCUGACAUUGUGCUCAGUCCCAUUUUCCUUCCUUCUUCUCUUCCUCCUCCUCUUCACACGGCUCUGGCCUCUGUCUGUUCUCUACAUGUUGUGGCUCUACCUGGACCGGAACACUCCCAGCCAAGGGGGAAGGCGAUUUGUGUGGCCAAGGACCUGGGCCAUCUGGAAACACCAAAGGGAUUACUUUCCUAUCAAGCUGGUGAAGACAGCAGAGCUGCCCCCCAGCCAGAACUAUGUGCUGGGGGCCCACCCCCACGGCAUCUUGAGCACUGGAGCCUUCAGUAAUUUCCUCACUGAGAGCAAUGACUUCUCCCAGCUCUUCCCGGGGCUGCAGCCCUGGCUAGCCAUGCUGUCUGGUUUAUUCUACGUCCCCUUUUUCCGAGAAUACAUCAUGAUGCAUGGACUGCGUCCCGUGAGCCUUACCAGCCUGGACUUUGUGCUGUCUCAGCCCCAGCGGGGCCAGGCGGUGGUCAUCGUGAUCGGGGGAGCCCAGGAGGCCCUGUAUACAACCCCAGGGCAGCACAGCCUGGAACUCCUGAAUCGCAAAGGCUUUGUGCGCCUGGCACUGAGGCACGGGGCCUCCUUGGUGCCUGUGUACUCCUUUGGGGAGAACGACACCUUCAGGUGCAAGGCUUUCUCCAAAGGCUCCUGGCAGUACCUGUGCCAGGUCACCUGCAAAAGGGUCACCAGCAUAGCUCCCUGCAUCUUCUGGGGCUGUGGUCUCUUCUCGCCCAACUCCUGUGGUCUGCUGCCCCUGCCCGUGCCCAUCACCACUGUGGUGGGCGGCCCCAUCCCCGUGCCCCAGUGCAGCAGCCCCAGCCAGGAGCAAGUUGACCACUACCACAGGCUCUACAUGGACGCCCUGGAGCGGCUGUUUGAGGAGCACAAGGAGAGCUGCGGGGUCCCUGCCUCCACCCGCCUCACCUUCUUCUAAGACCCCAAGCCCUGUGCACUGGAAUCCUCCCCCUUGCCUUUCUUGGUUCCUCCAAUAAAUGCUGAAAUGGA